Penicillium egyptiacum is the source of this 606-nucleotide messenger RNA. The record is from the annotation of a GenBank genome assembly. Lineage: Eukaryota; Fungi; Ascomycota; Eurotiomycetes; Eurotiales; Aspergillaceae.
AUGGCUGUGCCUGAUUUCAAAGAUGUUCCUGAUCUUACUGGAACCUGGGUAUUGAACCGAGACCUGUCCACCGAUCCAGAUAAAGUUUUCGUCUUGCAAGGCGUACCUUGGGUUGUCCGAAAGGUCUUGCAACACGCCCAGCUUUCGUUGAAAAUCCACCAGACCACUUCCCUAUCCAAAAAAAGCACAGGCACGGAUGGAAACGCCAAUGGAAAUUCUGAUUUGGCCGACAAUUUGAAACCAGUCACGACUCUUGAUAUGACACAAACUGUCAACCCAGGGGGCUUUGACAGCAAAGGAAGUUAUCCGAUCGACGGAAGCCAGCUAGACGUUUCGCUGCCUAUCUUCGGAUGUGUUCAGAUGCAGCUCAAAUUUAUUGACAGAUCUGAUAUACUGGAAGAUUCCAUCCGUCAAAUUGUUGAGGUGGGUAGCUUGAGCGACAAGGUCAUUCAAGAAUUUGCCCAGAAUACUUCAAAGGGAUGGGAAGCGGAAGUGAUUUGGGGAUUUGAAGAGCUCGACGGAAAGAGAUAUUUGACACGAAACAUUAGCACGACUAAGGAGGAGAAGAAGGUUAUUGCUAAGAUGGUUUACGAUGGUCCAAAUUAG